CUGUGCAGAGCUUCAUCUCCAGCUUCGUUGAAUUCCGGCGCUCAAACGGUAAAGAAACCGUCGCGCCUCGAUCCUCUCCAGCACGAAGCCGAAAACCCUAGAAAUCUGCUCCGUCCUGCUCCGAUUCCGAGCACGGGAUCCGGCGAGAAUCGCGCGAAUCCGCCGUGCCGGUUCGCCGGGAAUCGCCGCCUCCACGAGCCUUUUGCCGGCCAGCGCAUCCCGGCGCCGCCGCCGCCUGAUAUUAGCUUCCGGUCCGUACGGAAAUGUCGCUCUCCGCGGCGUUCGGCGAGCGGCUGGAACAGCUGGACCGGACCAGGAACCAGCGCCUCUCUCUCCUCCAGGCGGAGAGAGAGCUGCAAGCCGCCAAAUCACUGGUCCUGGAGUCGAAGCGCGCGGGCAUCAGGUCGAUGGAAGAGAGGUGCUUGAGGCUUGAGCGGAGCCUGGCUUCGCAGAGCUUGAAGAUCUCGGCUCUCGAAUCUAAGAUUGCCGCUCUCGAUGCCGAGUAUGACAACAAUGUGCAGCAAUUAAGGGCGUUGAAGUGCGAGGUGGAGGAGCUCGAGGAGGUGGAGAAGGAGAAGGACGGAUUCUACCGAGCGCAGACCGGUGAAAUGAAGGAUUUUAAGGAAGCUACUAACGGAUUCGUCGUGGAUUGCCAGAUUCGCAUAGAGGAAUUAAGAGACGAGCUAAAUGAGGUAAAAGAGAAGCUCUCUAUUUUCGGAUCUGUGAGCUGACGUGAUACUGUGCUAUUCAGUGGAUGAUUCUGUUGGCUGGAUCAAAGGCUGGAAGGUGAUAGUGAUAAUGAUGAACUUUUAUUACUUGUUUGGCUACUACACCAGAGAAUGAAGAAAGAUUAUUUUCCCUGUUAUCUUCGCUCAUGUUCGAUUUUGAUUUGAUGAAAUAGAGCUAUGGUUCAUCUUGAGUAGCAUACGAGAUAACUUGAAGAUAUAAAGUAUCAUGUUAUGAUAUUCUGUGACUGCAAUCAUGUGUGAUGUGCUAACUGCAAAAUGAAGUGUAUUUACAAGAGUCCAUGGAAUUGCUUCUCCCACAAUAUACCGUAUAGGCAGAACUAGCUGGAGAUGCUUCCAUCUGGUAUGUUGCUUGAGACCAAUAUUCGAC
Messenger RNA from Eucalyptus grandis, 1116 nucleotides. RefSeq lists its product as uncharacterized. The transcript is spliced from 3 exons. The record is from RefSeq and is a predicted model, not a curated record. Lineage: Eukaryota; Viridiplantae; Streptophyta; Magnoliopsida; Myrtales; Myrtaceae. The coding region runs from base 264 to 731 and encodes 155 amino acids.